AUGGCAGUCCUCCUCGGACUUCCAAACGAAGCUCUUCUUCGUAUCUUCCACUACCUUCCAAAGAGCGUCAAGCACCCCAAGCCUCAAGCCGACAUACUGAGCUUAAGCUUGACAUGCAAACGACUGGCACCACUCGUCCGCGAGGUCCUCUGUACGGCGCCGAUCCUUGCUCUAGGUAAUAUCCAUAUGUUCCUCGACAUGCUCUUCAAGUAUCCAGACCUACAACCAAAGAUCCGAAGCCUUACAGUCGAGGCGGAGGAGCUUUCCGAGAUGUGGACAGUACUAGACGGCUCCAUUCCAGCUCGGGACGCAGAAUUGCUUUCAAGAUGUGUCAGCCAUGUUCAGAAUCUAGACCUUGAUAGAGAGAUGAAACAAGGAUGGAUUGCAAUCCUCAGCCAUGAGUGCGAAUGGCCUGGCGACCUGCUUAGCCUCGUCUUGACCCUGCUACCGAAUCUCUCUUCACUGUACCUUGGAGGCACACCACUUUAUCACCUCACAAUUCUCGAGCCAGUCUUGGAAGGUGUAGCAGACCCAUGGCCUUUGAAUAAUCAUUGGAACUGCAUUCGAAUUCCAACCCAGAUCAGCGCCAAACUUACUUCCCUCGAACUACCUAAGGACUUCUACCUCCCAGCAGGGGUGUCGCAGUUCGUAUCCCCAGAACUACGUACCUAUUUCCCCGAGCUGCGACAUCUCAUACUUCCAUCUAUCGCCGUCAAGGACACGGAACCUAAAGACAUAAUUCCACCUAAAGUAGAAACACUGGUCUUGAUCGACUGCCGUGAUCAUGUGCACGACUGGGUCGGCAAAGUAGCACCAGCGGAAGGAACUCCUCUCCCGGAAUUGCGCAGUUUGAGUCUGUACUGGGGAUGCGCUGGAUGGGUGUUUCCACCGCCCUAUGAUAACAUGAGGAGGCUGGGUAUAACAUAUGUCCUCGAUGACGAUUUAGUCUACGAACAUGUUCCAGAAGGGCCUAGUUGGCCUUUAUCUGAGUUGAACCACCCAUGGUUGUACACUCGGGCUGAGCUUGAUGCUUUCAGCUCGGGGAGACAUAAGGAGGCAAUGGAGAAGUGGACAGAGGUAGGGUUAGAUGCGGGAGACUGGGAAGCGGGAGACUGGGAGGUGGAUGAGUCGGAAGGAGAAGAGUGA
This is a messenger RNA of Alternaria burnsii, 1146 nucleotides long. RefSeq lists its product as uncharacterized. The coding region runs from base 1 to 1146 and encodes 381 amino acids. The record is from RefSeq and is a predicted model, not a curated record. Gene Ontology annotation, molecular function: protein binding. Lineage: Eukaryota; Fungi; Ascomycota; Dothideomycetes; Pleosporales; Pleosporaceae. The transcript is spliced from 2 exons.